CUACACUAUACAGUAAAACUGUAAAUAUUGUUGCCGUCUCUGCAGUUCCACCGCGACAUGGCCAGUAACAAUAAACUGGAUUUGGUCACUUCGGAUUUGUUCAACGACCAAUUAACAUUAGGCCUGUUGACCGUUCUCGAAAACACCGUGGGCGUGAGAAAUUUGUCGGUCAAACAAAGUCUACCGUGUGACAAGGCAAAAAUAAGUCUGUGGGAGCAGCGGAACGGGUGUCUACUGCCAGAAGACAUCAAGUCGUUUUACUUGUCAUGCGACGGGUUCAAGUUGACUUGGUCGUACAGAGUCGAAGGUAUCACGUCUGAUGCAUCAGCUGCUGCUGUCGGUGGCACUUCCAACUUACCCAUAGGAAACAUCACCGUAAAUCCGCUAUCUGAUUUGGUCCGUCUGUGUGACGUUAAAUCGGACACGGUCAACGUAAACGUGAUGCGUGAUCUACAAUUGCUGGACCGGCUGUCCGACAGGAACACGCCAGACUUCACGGAGAACUCAAAGAUAUUUGAAUUGGACUCGAGCUCGGACGUAGGCCAUGUGUGCCUGGUGUACCUGGAUGACCGGACGUCAGUGGCAUCUGUGGCGGCGAACCGGUCGGACGUCCAUCCACGUGAAGAGCACAGCAGCGCGUCAGUUUGGCUGUUGGACACCACGUAUCGCUGGCAUUUGCUUGCUCCGAACUUCAGCAAUUAUUUCAGAAAGGCUCUGGUCCACAUGGGCCUACCCCACUGGCAACUCAAGUUCACCGACAUGGGACUCACGUCCAUCGGCGAGUUUUUCAUGAAUUUGAUGGCCCCUCAUUUGAACGUGACCGAUCGAGUUCCUAUAAUCGGCCAAUUAGACGAUGACGAACAGUGUACUAUAGAUAGCGCUGCACCACUAAAUCAUUUUGAUCCUAGUAUUUUAAAAACCACAUUCAAAAUGUCCAAAAGUAAAAAAAAAUAAGACCAAA
Molecule: messenger RNA, 961 nt
Organism: Rhopalosiphum maidis (corn leaf aphid)
Lineage: Eukaryota; Metazoa; Arthropoda; Insecta; Hemiptera; Aphididae
Product: tubulin polyglutamylase complex subunit 2
Exons: 4
Coding region: 58-954 (298 amino acids)
Biological process (GO): protein polyglutamylation
Source: RefSeq, a predicted model, not a curated record